GAUAUGAGGAAAAUGGGUACAGAAAGAAGCAGAAAGUGGCAAAUAUCUUGAUAAAAUUUCUCUAGAAUUUUUGACUAUUUGAACACAAUUCGUUAAAUUUUUAUUACUUCAUUGGUAUUUCACUAAAAGAGGAACUAGUGCUUAUUUUUGUAUUUAUUAGUUUCUAUCACACUCUAUAAUCUUAAUUUUGAAUAUGAAAUACACAAAUUUUCUUCACAUCUAUGGAUUUCGGAUUUUCAGCGAAUAUGCAGCAAAGCACAAUGAAUGGAAAAGAUAUUUCCACUGAAUUUGAGCUUAUAACAAGUAUGCAUGUGGAGCUUUCUGUGCAUCAAACAUCUGUUUAACUGUAAUAAUAGAAUGAUGCCACUUUGACUAUCAAAAAAUGAAUCAACCUUUAGUUAUACUGAGAACAGGGUCAUAUGUAAUGCGGUCCACACUCUGCUUCUGCCGGAAUACAUCCCUGUGUUGAUUUUUUAGUGGAAUUUGUGUCGGCUUUUGAUAAAUUUCAACGUAGGCGAUUUCUAUUCUACACUCAACAAUUAUUAAAACUAGUAAUUUAAUUUUAAAAAAAUGAGUACGGAAACAAAGAGUGGGAGUAGUAAUCUAGUUUCGACCGUGAUAUCCUGUAUACUGAGUCUGGUAAUAUUCGCAACUAUGCGCUUUUACUCCAGCUGGAUCACAGCUACUCAAAUGAAUACUAUUGUUGGGGGCUUCAUUGGUUCGUGGCUGUUUGUAUUUGCCCUAACCGCUGUGUCGAAUAUGGAAAUGCUUGUAUUUGGUAAUGAUUUUCAAGCAAAAUUUAUACCAGAAAUUGUCACUUGCCUAACUUUGGCGACUGUGGCUUCCGGGGUGGUCCAUCGUGUUUGUGCAACGACUUGCGUUUUUUUCUGCAUAUGCGCUUUAUAUUUUGUAAAUCGCAUUUCGAAUAAAUAUCACAACAAAGGAUCAAUUGCAACGGACCAAAUACCUAUUCGACGAAGUGGAGGCAAGAAAAAUAAAUAAGUACUAGCCACAAAUCACAGAAUAAUUCGAAAUAUUAUGUAAUGACUUAUAAAUGUUAAGUAUAAGAACAAUUAUUUUAUCCUAUUUAACGAACUGUCUGCGCAAAAACGAAAUUUUCUUGUUUGUUCCAAUUAAUUUCAAGUAUUUUUUGGUUCAAAAGAAUUGUAUAAAAAUUGGAGAAGAUGAUGUUGACGAAGUCACAUAGUUGAAUGUACGAGUAUAAUUAUUUGUAAUAUAACAUGUGCUCGACUCUCACGAGAAUGGAAAGUUUUUGGAUCGACUAUAGUACGUUAUGAUUCUAACAUUACAUAAAAUAUUUCAUUAUAAUAGGUACACAGAAGGUUCUUUAAACACUAACCACUUUAAAAUAUAUUUUAUUACUAAUAUAUCUACCCAGAUUUCUAAUAUUUUAAGUAUAAUCUACAAUAAAUAAAAAAUAAAAUGUUUGGAUUUAUAAUAAU
Molecule: messenger RNA, 1463 nt
Organism: Bactrocera oleae (olive fruit fly)
Lineage: Eukaryota; Metazoa; Arthropoda; Insecta; Diptera; Tephritidae
Product: protein KRTCAP2 homolog
Source: RefSeq, a predicted model, not a curated record